Penicillium longicatenatum is the source of this 1161-nucleotide messenger RNA. RefSeq lists its product as uncharacterized. The transcript is spliced from 2 exons. NCBI's taxonomy places the organism in Eukaryota, Fungi, Ascomycota, Eurotiomycetes, Eurotiales, Aspergillaceae. Bases 1 to 1161 code for a protein of 386 amino acids. The record is from RefSeq and is a predicted model, not a curated record.
AUGGAGAUAGAGUCUAGCAUGGUCGUAUUUGUAGAGAACACGAUAGGUCCUCUCAUCACUAUCCGUCGGGCGGAAGAAGACUGCAAUGAUCCUUGUAUUUUCCGCUGGAGCGUUGAACCUGAUGGAUGGGGUCCUUCUGGCUUCAUGCUGUUUCAACACACGUCGGAAGGUCUAAAGGAGGUUAUAGCAAAGCAGAAGUCGCCACCUCCCCAGAUCUUUAAACUUACAGGGCCAAAUUAUAUAGUUGAGACUGAAGAGCUUCUUCCUGGCCAAUGUUUCCAACGAAGAAUGGAUUUCCCGGAAUCCUUCAAGAACCAUUUGAUUGCUGGUGAGAAGUAUGAGCUAUUUUGGCCUGGGGCUGAGUAUUACUUGUGGGCUUGGGGCACUUUGCGGCAGCACUGGGAUCAGGAAAUUGGGGUUAACCUGGAGCUACCCCAUGCCGUCAUCCCCGGAGGAGCCCGUUGCUCUGUCACCUUCGAAAAGAUGAAAGAACUUACGCCCUCUGAACGCGAUGGCCCUCGUGUGGAAAAAUCCCAACGAAUCCCUGGAACCCCUUGUGUAAGCGUGUUUCUGGAAGCCCCAACGACAAUCUCUAAGAAAGAAGGAAUUUAUGUCACAGCAAAGAUCAGCUACGAUGGCCUGACAAACGAGAACUACGACGCUGUUCACGCUAACUCAAAGCCAAUCAUCAUACACAAAUAUGGUUUCGAACACGAUCACUUCCGACUACAACGCCGCUGCCAUGAUCACGAUAAGUCGCAGGAUACUGACGAAGAUCGCCCACUGUGGGAGAGUUAUUAUGACGAAGAACGAGAUAGUAACAGGGGCUGGAUAAUGGUAGAUGACCCAGACGUUGAGGUCAACGUCACAGAUCCUGAGUGGUUUCGCAGCCUCCAACCAGGGGAAACUUUUAUUGACAAGUUUUGGAUUUCCUUUGAGGAUAUGCACCCCGAUACAGUGGUCGGUGACACAUAUCGAUACAAAUACUGGGGUGGCUGCAUUGACUGGUGGAAUUGGGGCGAUCGCGAAGAACAUGCGAAUACAGUGGUGAAACUACCAUGUUGGAUGCAUCAUCAUGUCGUUGAUCCUGCUGACAAUGAUGGGAGGCCGCUUAUAUAUGUCCCCUCAUCCAAUUCUGUCGAGUUCACCGUUGUUGAUUGA